CCUGUAGGGAACUUUGUCCCAGAGUUCAGAAAAACAGGCGCAGUAUAAAUACCCCAGCAGAGGGGGUGGGGGGUAUCUGAGACAUCUGAGGAAGAGAAGACCCAAACUAAAGGAUCCUGAGAGCAGCAGACCGGACAAGGUCUGUGGUGGGUGUAGAGAUGUGGGCAGGGCUCAGUGUGGCCCUGGCUCUCUGCGUGCUCGCGGGCUGCAGCGCAGAGAGUGAUGGUGAUGGAGCUCGCUGUAAACCGCCGGCGGUGUGGAAGAUCGGAGAUGUAGAGCCGCUGAAAGACAGCCUCGGCCAAGUGACCGUGGUGGCCUUUCUCCAGGCCAGCUGAUUAUUCUGUCUGGUGCAGGCAGCCAAAUUGGACAGCCUGCGCCUGAAGCUGGAGAAGGCAGGAUACGCCAACAUCACGUAUCUUGUGGUGAACAGCCAGGAUGAAAAUUCCCGGCGGCUUCAUUCCCUCCUGGAACAGAGGCUUUCAGCAAACAUCACCCUGUACGGCCAAGAACCUGACGCACAGGACAUAUGGCAGAUCGCCAACGUCAUGAAGGAUGACUUCCAGAUCUAUGACAGAUGUGGUCGACUAACUCACCACUUGUCCCUUCCCUACACCAUCCUGAGUGGACCGCAUGUGGAGGAGGCCAUCAGAAACACCUACUGUGAUAGAACCUGUGGGGAAUGCUCUAUGGAGAGUUCCAUUCAACCCCAGGAGUGCAACGGGACGGUCGAGGAAAAGCCUGUAGUAGAAGAGGAGGAGGUGGGACGUGGACACCAUGGAGGAGGUCACCACAGUGGUCACCAUGGGGGUCACCAUGGUGGUCACCAUGGAGGUCACCACAGUGGUCAUCAUGGUCACCAUGGAGGUCAACAGAGAGGUCACCACGACCAUGAAGGUGGCUCACAUCACCAGCAUGGCCACCAGGGUCAGGUUGUGUUUAGCCAGGUCCAGCGGGGUCAGGUGGUUCACAGACACACAGACAUGGGGCAGUUAGGCCUGAGGCACAUAGACCUGGGUCAAGUAGCUCAAGAAGCAGGUAACCCCCAGGUGAUGAAUCAGCCCUGAGCCAAGCGCUCCAGGUGUAAGAUCCAGUACACCUGACAGCAGGGGGGUCUUUCCCAGACCACCAGCUGAUGCUGACACUGACGGCGGCUGAUCGGCAGUCAGUCGGAGGAGCCGGCAGCUCUCUGACACUGUGAGGAGCCCCUCGCGGCUUCCUGACACUGACAGGGGCUUGCGGCGGGUGACAACAACGUCAGAGAAACCUGACAGUGACGCUCCGCCUCGACGGCUGACUGACAGCUGCCUCAGCCGUCCUGAAACUGACCUGCAGGGUCCAGCGUAUGAGAAUGACAGGUGGUUUAAACAGGGACACUCUCCCUGUUUUAAACUCCUACUCACUUUCUCAUGUGCUGUUAAAACAUCAGUAAAGCCUGCAGUGUUAAUAUUUGCCUCCUCAGUGCAUUGCAGCAGUGGACCUUAAUAAUCAACAACAAACUGAUUAGAUGAUAUAAAUGUAUAUUUUUGUUGACGCACUAAAACCCUAAUUUGACCACAGACUGAGAUAGCAUUCAUGUAACAUUUGUUUUUGAGUCAAACAAGCUGACGUUAAACAUUGAGUACAGACUAAGCUAGCAUUCAUUAAUCAUUGGCUACCAAUUGAAUAUAUCAUGCAAUUUAUAUUGACUACAAUUUAAUAAACUACUGAGUCAAAAGAGUACACAAUGAACACUUACAAAUGUACAGCAAGCUAACAUGAUUUGAUCUUUUGGCAACAAGUCAAAAAUUACAAGCAUUUUAUAGUGACUACAAAUAAGCAAGAAUUUAACAUCAACUAUGAAGCCAAAUGAGCAUAGAUUCAACACUGACGGCACAGUAAGUUAACUUUUUUUUAACAGUUUUAUCGAUUGGCUAAUGAUUUCGAUUAGCAUGCAUUUUACAUUGACUAUGAACUGAGUUAGCAUCAAAUUAACACUGGCUAACAAAUCAAAGUUCAAAAAUAGCAAGCAUUCUAUAUUAAAUGCAAACUGAGUUAGUAACUGUAACAUUGGAUGAUAUAUUUAUAUUAGCACACAUGUAGUACUGACUUUGUUCUGAGUUGUAAAGCACACAGUCAGUGUUACAUGCUUGAUAUUAUAAACAGCUGAAUAAUGCUACAUUCCUGAUAACUCUAAUACUUUAAAGUAAGUAUAAAUACAUAUUAUGCUAUUAUGAAUUGUUAGCUAAUUUUAAAUGCAUGCUAACUUGGUCAAUGCACAGUCAAUGGGACAUGCACGUUUGUCUAAAUCUUUAGCCAGUGCAAACUUUAUGCCAAAUCAUUACAAACUAAGUGUUAAACAUGGAUACGAUUACUAUUUAUCUAAUGUAAAAUGUGUGCUAACUCAGUGCUCAGUUUUGGUCCCCUGCUGCAAUCUGAGGGUGUUUAGUGCAGUGAUGUUGAUGUUGUUUCCACCUCGUCAACUUUGAUUGGCUUUCAUGAAGGCCGGUGCAUAAACUACGUUCUAGUGGCGCCUGUUGGAUUUCCAGCCAAUCAAAGAGAGGAGGGAAGACCAUGAACACACUGCACUCUCUUUAUACACACCUACACAUGAGCUUUAAAGAGAUUAACAUUCUUCACCAUAUGCUAGUAAAUGUAGCAUAGCAUAGCAUAGCAUGCUAACAAACAUAUGCAAAGAGCUGCGCUGAAUUGACUUGAUUAAAAAUGCACAUUAUUUAGGCAUCAGCGGAAUAUAUUGCAUGAACACGGAGUUUGUGUAACACAUUUUAUUCAUGGUUAAAUGAUGUACUCUGAAAGUAAAUUCAGUGCAGUUCUGUAGAGUUAGAAAAAUCACUUUAAACUGCAGCGCAGUCAGUAGGUCACAGCUAUUAAUGUCUAUAAUGUUAAGCACUGGCACAGAUCGGGCAUUAGGCACAGUUACUGUUCUACACUGGAAUCAAACACACACACACAAACUCGGAGGGAUGAAAAGAAAAAGAGAAGCGGGAGCUAAAACAUUUUAAAUACUUAAUGAAGGUUUUCUGGUAAACUUAACUGAAGCUAGAAAACCUGAUAAACUGUAUAUAUGAAUGUUCAUGUUCAUGCUGUUGGACUGAUGAGCGAGUUUAAAAUGUGUGUAAAAUCCAUUUAUUCUCCAUGUUAAGCUGCAAUAAAAGUGUAUUAGUAUAAAGAA
Molecule: messenger RNA, 3169 nt
Organism: Astyanax mexicanus (Mexican tetra)
Lineage: Eukaryota; Metazoa; Chordata; Actinopteri; Characiformes; Acestrorhamphidae
Gene: selenop
Product: selenoprotein P
Exons: 5
Biological process (GO): selenium compound metabolic process
Cellular component (GO): extracellular region
Molecular function (GO): selenium binding
Source: RefSeq, a predicted model, not a curated record